ACGAAAAGGUAGGAUAGCGCGCAUAGCACAUUCAAGAGCUAUGGCAGCCGUAGUAGGUGAUCAAUUGAGGGUGUUCUACAGGAGAUUUAAGCCACAUAUUUUCAUGGUUCUGGUUCACAUAGGUUACACAUUUCUGUACCUUCUCACUGAGGUUUCCUUCAACCAUGGGAUGGAUGCUCAUGUCUUUGUAACCUACCGUCAUGCUAUAGGGGGUGUAGUGAUAUUUCCUUUUGCCUGUUUUCUUGAGAGAAAAGUAAGGCCAAAGCUGACUUUAGCGUUGUUUUUGGAGAUGUUUCUGCUUUCUCUAUUAGGGGUUAGCUUAACCCUUAACAUGUACUUUGCAAGUUUGAAAUACACCUCUGCAACCUUUGUCACAUCCGUGGUGAACACUGUUCCAUCCUUGACUUUUAUAAUUGCACUUGCACUCAGGAUGGAGACUCUUGAUGUCAGGCACCCUCGUGGGAUGGCCAAAGUCCUGGGAACCUUGACAUGCUUGGCUGGGGUGAUAGUCAUCGCUUUGUAUGAAGGAGCUGAAGUUCAAAGUUGGAAGGGUGCUCCUAUCCACAUAAUCAGAAGUAAUCAUGUUCAUGAGAACUGGAUUAAAGGACCAAUUCUAGCUGUUGCAAGUUGCAUAUCAUGGUCUUCAUGGUACGUUAUGCAGGGAAUUACACUGAAGAAGUAUCCUGCGCCACUGUCACUAACUGCAUGGAUAAACUUUCUUGGUGGAGUACAAUCAGCCGUCUUCACUUUAAUCAUACAACACAAACCAGCAGCGUGGCUCAUUCCAUUCAACAUUGACUUCUGGUCCACCGUAUACGCUGGAAUUGUAUGCUCAGGUUUGAUAAUCUUCAUUCAACUACAUUGUACGGAACAAAAAGGGCCAGUUUUUGUGACCGUAUUUAAUCCCCUCGGAACAGUGUUGGUAGGACUUCAAGCAUACUUCCUUCUUGGCGCAAGGCUGCACAUGGGCAGAAUUGUGGGAGCUGUUGUUGUUAUCCUCGGUCUAUACUUGGUGCUGUGGGGCAAAGAAGGUGACCAAUGUGACAUCAAAUCCCGAGAGAAAUCUUUUUUGAGUAAUGAUGAGCCGAAGGAACCCAAGGCACAAAGAGAAUUACCUUCAGAAACGGAAGUCCCCUAAAGGCUUGUUUCACCCAGAAAAGAAGGCCUAUAGGCCAAAGGGUCCCGAGAGAAAAACAUGAUGCAUACCAGUGGAAGGGAAAAAGAAAGCUACAGCAAGCAGCAAGUGAGCCUAGCUCAUGUUUACUGAUUUAUUCCCAACGGCUUCUGUAAAAGAGUAGAGCAAACAUUACAAGAUCAACAGGUUUGAAUUCAGGAUCUUUCUUUUUUUUUUCUUUUUCUGAGCUUCAAGAUUAUGCUCUCUGGAAGUGUACUAAAUCAAUAGCAUGGAUAUCCCAUGAAAAAACAAAUAAAUGCAAGUCAUUUCAAUGUUCCUGAGA
Molecule: messenger RNA, 1457 nt
Organism: Alnus glutinosa
Lineage: Eukaryota; Viridiplantae; Streptophyta; Magnoliopsida; Fagales; Betulaceae
Product: WAT1-related protein At4g08300-like
Exons: 7
Coding region: 41-1138 (365 amino acids)
Cellular component (GO): plasma membrane
Molecular function (GO): transmembrane transporter activity
Source: RefSeq, a predicted model, not a curated record